Glycine soja is the source of this 1791-nucleotide messenger RNA. RefSeq names its product putative E3 ubiquitin-protein ligase UBR7. NCBI's taxonomy places the organism in Eukaryota, Viridiplantae, Streptophyta, Magnoliopsida, Fabales, Fabaceae. The record is from RefSeq and is a predicted model, not a curated record. Gene Ontology annotation, cellular component: cytoplasm. Bases 334 to 1596 code for a protein of 420 amino acids. Gene Ontology annotation, molecular function: zinc ion binding; ubiquitin protein ligase activity. The transcript is spliced from 6 exons.
UUCCCUUUCCCUCUCACCUCAAAUCACAAAACGCACGUAUACUUUGCUCUGCUACAUACUCAAACUUCCCCUCUCUCUUCGCUCUCGCCUCGUCCUUCACAAAGCAACCUGAUCGAGCAAUUCCAGCAUUCACUCCGCUAGCGUCUUUCACUCACAAAACUUGGUGAAAUAGUGGUUAUUCCGCUCUUUAUCCCCCCCCUCGUUCUCAAUUUAGCUUUUGUUUUCGUGGAAUCUAGGGUUUCUUCUUCCCAGGGUUCAAUGCUAGGUUUUCGCGAAAGGAACAUAAACGGAUCGUGAGACUCCUAAACCAGAAGUCGAAGUUUGCGUGUAGAAAUGGACGGCACGUUUGACGAUGAAGCUGAACCGGCCGUUACAAUCGGCGAGUACCUCGAGGAAGUUGAGGAACGGGAACUGGAAGCUGAUUUAGUUUUGGGGGGUGAUGAUGGCAAGGAGUGUACCUAUAACAAAGGUUAUAUGAAAAGGCAGGCUAUUUUCUCUUGCCUCACCUGCACUCCAGAUGGGAAUGCUGGAGUUUGCACAGCUUGUUCAUUGUCUUGCCAUGAUGGUCAUCAGAUUGUAGAGCUAUGGACAAAAAGAAACUUCAGAUGUGAUUGUGGGAAUUCAAAAUUUGGUGAAUUCUACUGCAAGAUUUUCCCAAAUAAAGAUGUAGAAAAUGUUGAGAAUUCAUACAAUCACAACUUUAAAGGUUCUUAUUGCUCAUGUGGUCGCCCUUAUCCUGAUCUAGAUGCUGAAGAACAAGUAGAGAUGAUACAGUGCUGUCUAUGUGAGGACUGGUUUCAUGAGGAGCAUCUUGGUCUUGAGUCUUCUGCGGAGAUUCCCAAAGAUGAUGAAGGAGAGCCAACGUAUGAGGAAUUCAUAUGUAAGGCAUGCUCUCACGUAUGCUUCUUUCUAAAGUUAUAUCCCGAAAAAAUAUGGGCGGCUGGAAAGCAGCCAGAUGCUACUGUCCAAAUUAGCAAGGACAAAGGUGUCUUGGAAGACAUGCCUUCAACUUGUGGGUCUGAAAAGCCAACAUGCAAUACUUCAUGUAGUUCUCCUAAAGUUGAUGAUGCACAAGCUACUGUUGAUUCCAAAUCUAUAUCUGAUGGGAAGAGUUUGUCUCAGGGAGAAAAUUGUAAUGGCAGUAUGGCUUCAAAUCAAUGCACAAAAAGCAUCGACUUGCAUGUUAAUUGUCUCCUUGGUGUUAACAUUAUUACUGUUAACCCAGUUUUACCUGGUAAACCAAUGUUCCUUUCCAAAAAUUGGAGAGAUGCUCUAUGCAAAUGCAAUAAUUGUUUGGAGUUUUACAAGCAGAAGCAGAUUGCUUUUCUACUUGACAAGGAAGACUCAAUUGCGGAGUAUGAGCAAAUGGCCAAGCAAAAGAGAGAAGAAAAAUUGCAGCAACAAGAGGGUGCUGAGUUAAGUUUUUUUAAUAAACUUGGACAUGUAGAGAAAGUGGAGAUCUUGAAGGGCAUUGAAGAGAUGAAGGAUGGGCUUCGUGCUUUCCUGGAGUCUGCAGACUCGUCAAAGCCAAUUACUGCUGCUGAUGUCCACCAGUUUUUUGAUGACAUUAAGAAUAAGCGUCGCCGUGUACAGUGAGUUUUUGAUGUCUUGGCUGUUCAAGGACGUUGUUAGUAAAAACUUUCAAACUGUUAAGAGUUUAUUUGUAUUGUCUGAUGUUCGAAACUAAAAGCCUGCUUGCUUUAUGAAUAUUUAUAUUAAAAUGCUCUACUUGUAUCAACUUUGACUUACUAAACUCGUUUUGGUUCCUUAAGAGUUAAUUUGGAUUUAACA